This is a messenger RNA of Hibiscus syriacus, 632 nucleotides long. Its product is annotated as probable phospholipid hydroperoxide glutathione peroxidase. NCBI's taxonomy places the organism in Eukaryota, Viridiplantae, Streptophyta, Magnoliopsida, Malvales, Malvaceae. The transcript has 6 exons. Bases 90 to 590 code for a protein of 166 amino acids. Gene Ontology annotation, molecular function: glutathione peroxidase activity. Gene Ontology annotation, cellular component: cytosol. Gene Ontology annotation, biological process: response to oxidative stress. The record is from RefSeq and is a predicted model, not a curated record.
UGUGCUCGUUUGAUACAGUUGUUCUUCUUCUCUUUUACUGAGUUCUAAGCAAACUUCUGGUUAGUUUCCGAUUUGAAUUUGAUCAUACUAUGGCCAGUCAAUCCUCCAAGGGAUCCAUUUAUGACUUCACUGUUAAGGAUGCAAGAGGAAAUGACGUUAAUUUAGGCAUUUACAAGGGCAAGGUCCUGUUGAUUGUCAAUGUUGCAUCUCAAUGUGGCUUGACCAAUUCCAACUACACUGAGCUGAGUAACUUGUAUGAGAAAUAUAAAGAUCAAGGUUUUGAGAUUCUUGCAUUUCCAUGUAACCAGUUUGGAGGUCAGGAGCCUGGGAACAAUGAGCAAAUCUUAGAGUUUGCUUGCACUCGCUUUAAAGCUGAAUACCCCAUAUUUGAUAAGGUCGAUGUUAACGGUGAGAAGGCUGCUCCCAUAUACAAAUUCCUAAAGUCUAACAAAGGUGGGCUUUUUGGGGACAGCAUCAAGUGGAAUUUCUCCAAAUUCCUGGUUGGUAAGGAGGGCAAUGUCGUAGAUCGUUAUGCUCCCACUACUUCUCCUCUUAGCAUUGAGAAGGAUAUAAAGAAACUGCUGGCCUGAACCCUAUGACUGGAGGCGGUUACCUGAUCACUUCAGAGAGUC